Molecule: messenger RNA, 759 nt
Organism: Protopolystoma xenopodis
Lineage: Eukaryota; Metazoa; Platyhelminthes; Monogenea; Polystomatidea; Polystomatidae
Source: the annotation of a GenBank genome assembly
GCAGGCCGUGAUGUCCAGCAAGAGCUCGAUGCCGUUCAAGUUGAGCUGGAGGACGUGAUUAGUCAACUGUCGCUAUCACAACCUUUAUUGGCAUUUCUCGACAACAUGAUGCGCAUGGGGGAUCUUUACGCAGGCGACGACAUAAUGUUCGCAACAGAGUAUCGAAAGCAUCUGCUUGCUCCUCAUGAAUACUCGCCGGCUAAUGCCAACCUUGCAUUUAUGCGCAGCAUGGAAGAGAAGCAGAUCGCCAAGGCCUUGAACAGGGCUGUGAAGACGGGCGGGGUUCAAGAGAAAAUGCGUGAUUCCGUCUCACUCGUUGAUCUGGUUCCUGCUCUCUCUGAGGCCUGGGAGACGAGCGAUCCCAUCAGUGCCGGUCGAAUCGCAAUGGUUGAGUCUCGACCACAAGGCAAACUCACUUCACAACCCACCAAGAAGGAGCAGAUGCGCGGGUCUUCGAGAUCUGGUAGUUUAGAUUGUGAAUUUGCGUCUGUAUGGCAGAACGAACAGCUCGAGACACCGGCGUACCGUAGCAAGCGUCGCCAACUGCAAGACGAAUUGGCCAAUCUGGAUAUCAUCUGGCAGCCAAGUCUGAUAGCACGAGAUCACUUGGUUGCCGAAUUGGUGACCGAGCCUCCGGAGAACAUCGAGUCCCCUUCCUUGUCGGGAGGGCGGGGGGGCCGAUUUCAAGUGAGGCUUCAUUUGUCCGUCUGUCAGCCUUUCACACCCUCCUUCAUAUUCUCUUUUCCAGGCCUCUUUUGA